GUGGAGGAGGAGCAGGAGCAGGAGAAGGAGCAGGAGCAGGAGGACACAUGAGAUGGAGAUGAAGCGGAGCUGAAUCCGGAAACUUUCUGAUGCUUCUUCUCCCUGAGGCUGUGAGCAGACUUCCUGUCCCGCCCCCACCAUGAGUGACAUCUACGACUCAGCGGCCGACUCCCUGGGUCUCUUCGGCGCCCCCUGUCUGACCAAAGUGGAACUGCGCCUCACCUGUAAAGGACUCUCAGACCGAGACGCUCUGUCCAAACCCGACCCCUGCGUCGUCCUCAAGGUGCAGUCGCAUGGACAGUGGAUGGAGGUGGACCGGACAGAGGUGAUGCGCAGCUGUGUGAACCCCACGUACUCUAAGGUUUUCACUCUGGACUUUUAUUUUGAAGAGGUGCAGCGUCUCCGCUUCGAGCUGCACGACAUCAACAGCAACUACAACGGCCUGAAGGACACCGACCUCCUGGGCUCAGUGGAGUGCACGCUGGGACAGAUCAUCUCUCAGAGGAAACUAUCUAAAGCUCUGCUCAGACCUGGAGGAACUGUGGGAAAAACCAUCAUCACGAUCUCAGCGGAGGAGCUGACGGGGAACGACGACUACAUCGAGCUCUCCUUCAGCGCCAGGAAACUGGAUGAUAAGGACUUCUUCACUAAGUCAGAUCCGUUCCUGGAGAUCUACAGACUGAAUGAAGAUGCCACUCUGCAACUUGUCUACAGAACUGAGACUGUUAUGAAUAAUCUCAACCCAGUUUGGAAAACCUUCAAAGUUUCCCUCAACUCACUCUGCAGUGGAGACCAUGAACGCAAGCUGCAGUGCACCGUGUGGGACUGGGACUCCAACGGGAAACACGACUACAUCGGAGAGUUCGAGGCCUCGUUCAAAGAGAUGAGAGGAGCCAGUGAAGGGAGACAGGUGCAGUGGCCAUGUUUAAAUCCCAAAUACAAAGUGAAGAAGAAGAAUUAUAGGAACUCUGGGAUCGUCAUCCUGAACCAGUGCAAGAUCAUCAAGAUGCACUCGUUCCUGGAUUACAUCAUGGGAGGCUGUCAGAUCCAGUUUACAGUAGCCAUUGACUUCACAGCCUCUAAUGGAGAUCCUCGUAACAGCUGUUCUCUUCACUACAUCCACCCGUACAAACCCAACGAGUACCUGAAGGCUCUGGUGGCCGUGGGGGAGAUCUGCCAGGACUACGACAGUGACAAAAUGUUCCCGGCGUUCGGCUUCGGCGCUCAGAUCCCUCCUGACUUCAAGGUCUCCCACGACUUUGCGGUGAAUUUCAACAAGGAGAACCCGGAGUGUGCAGGUAUCCAGGGAGUGGUGGAGGCCUACCAGGCCUGCCUCCCCAAGCUGCAGCUCUACGGCCCCACCAACAUCGCCCCCAUCAUCCAGAAGGUCGCCAACUCCGCCUCGCAGGAGGUCCACACCAAGGAGGCCAUGCAAUACUUCAUCCUGCUGAUCCUGACGGACGGCGUCAUCACCGACAUGGCUGACACGAGGGAGGCCAUCGUCCAGGCCUCACGCCUCCCCAUGUCCGUCAUCAUCGUCGGGGUCGGGAACGCCGACUUCAGCGACAUGCAGAUGCUGGACGGGGACGACGGGAUCCUCCGAUCUCCCAAAGGAGAACCUGUCCUGCGAGACAUCGUCCAGUUUGUUCCCUUUCGCAACUUCAAACAUGCGACUCCAGCUGCUCUGGCUAAGAGUGUGCUUGCUGAAGUGCCCAACCAGGUGGUGGACUACUACAACAGCAAGGGCAUCAAGCCCAAAGCGCCCAGCAAGUUCCAGUCUUCCAGGCCGUUCGGGCCCUGAGCGCCGCCGCCGCUGACCACAGGUGGCGUCCUGGACUGAAUGUCGCCCGUGUUCUGUUCGUUGUUAUUGAAAAUGUUAAAGGUGCUACACGCAGCAUUUCACCACCAGGAGGGGUUUAUAUCAGACACAACUUGGUUUUACAGAUACUUUCAUUUAAAGCUCAGAUCGAGUCGAGGACUUUUCCUCACCUCUUGUCGUCCUCGUAGGAGAAGCUGCAGUUAGGAUCUUCUGAUCAGGGAAACACAUGAACGUGCAGCAGCUGGGAUGUUCUAAUUCAAAGAUGAAGGCUGUUUUCAGCGUGAACACAGCAGCUGAGGUUCCUCUGUUUCUGUACUGAUGCUGAACACAGACCAUCCUGCAGCAGUGAGUUCGUACAGGACCUGGUCUCAAGAGGACUAUACGACCCCUCCGUUCAUUAAGCACAGCCUCGUCUCCAAAGACCCAGAGAACCUUAUCUUCAGGUUGUGAUUGAUAAACCAAUCAAUGACUUCCAGGAACUUACCAGAAACGUACCACAGAGUUUCAGGACCAUGUUUAAGAAAAUCAUUUUUAGAUUUCAACAGCAAAGUUGUAAUUGAGAAGAAUUUCUCAAUGAACCCCAGAAAAGUUGAUAUUUCACGAGAGCCAACACGACACGUUUCUUUUUGGCCUGUGUGUGGCGCUGUGGUUCAUUUAAGGCUUUACAUGAUAGAAGCUUUUACUUCAUGUUAUGUGGACUCACUCACUAAUCACUAAUUUCUACGUUGUACAUCCUUCAUGGUCAACAUCCAGGUUCUAAAUAACAUCAGCGAUGUAGCAUGAAAAGCUGCGGCUAAGUUUGUCUUCCUCUUUGUUCUGCGUUAGUGUUCAGCUCGUUUUGAAAAACUGUUUAACGUCAGAUUUCAAAACAAAUUCACUUUGAGCAAAUUAAAGCUCACACAGAAACAAACACUUCAAUAAACUGAGAGACACUUUGAUCUCGUUAGCAACUAAACCAGCUAAUCCGAUGGUUAGCUAACAGGUAGCAGGAGCUAACAGGUAGCAGAAAGGCCACUGUGGUGAUGCAUGUGUGUGGUUAGCUCGUUAGCCACCGCAGCCCAGCUAGCACUACAAGUAGUCAAUAUGUCAUAGUUCCCAGCACUACUCAUCUCACACGGACUCAAAUAAAUGUCACGAUGCUGCUACACACAGCCGCCAUCUUGACUUGUCUUAAACAUGGGUAUCGUUAGCUUCCUAGCUACCACGGCUAGCAGGCAGCAGAGGGGUUUGUGGGGAACUAGGAAAGUUCUAUACGGGGAAAUAAUUCAUUUCAUCAAGUGUCAGGUCUGAAAAUGCUAAGUGUAGCACCGUUAGCGUCCGUGGUGCAUGCAGGGCCUCAACGACUCGCUACGUCAGGAGGGUUUAUUUAUCUGGACAUGAAAAGCACACAAACAAAACACUGACCAAUCCAAUCGCUGCUUCUCCGCUGACAGCAUGACGGGCGGGAAGCAGUCGCUGAAGGAAUGUAUGACCCCCCCCCGGUUUGUUUUUAUAGUGAAUUGAGAUUUUGCUGAAUUGGGUAUUGUUGGUCCGAUGUGAAGCAUUCGGUUCCGGAUGAAGGAGCUGCCUUCACAGACGUCUGCAUCCUCUGCUUCUCUCAAGCCAAAUGCAUGAGCUGUGGUUUGCAUGCAAAUCUCCAUGUGGGACUGUUUCCUGGUAGUGAGUCAUCAGAGUGCUGACGUUCACGAUGCGCCCGAUGGAGGGGCGGUUCUCCUCUGAGCAUGUUCAUGUGUCAACGCAAAUGUGGGAGUCGACUUUAAAAAGCACAACUUAGGUAUCUUUGGAGAGAUUGUAGAUUAUAAUAGUUUGUGCUCAUUUUGUGCCACAACAUCUGUCAGAAAACUUUAUUCAAUUUCUUACACUAAGUUUUUUAAUUAUUGAACUAAUCACAUUUUGUUUCUGGAAAGAUUCGAUCUGCAGCUGCACUGUUGAGUCUCGUAAAUCGACUUUUCUUUCUUUUCUUACACAAACUUUAUAAAAUCCUAAAAACAAAGUUACACUACCCACAAUCCUCAGCUGUAAAGUGAUGUCUCUGAUUGGUGGACAUCACUGUUACCAUGGAAAUGUUCAUCAUCUUCAACCUUCGCAAUGGAUUAUGGGUAGUGUAGAUCCUUCACUCUUGAAAUAAUAUAUUUCCAUAUUUUCAUUUUCUGAAUCAGAGUUUUUUGGUUAUGAUUCAUCUCGGAGACGCUGGUUCAGGAUUUAAAACUCUUUUUAUAGAAGAACAAGAGAAGUGGACUUCCUGAAGCAGAGUCGCUCUGGAAGUGGACGCUCACUGUUACGCUCUAUGACUGUUGCUCAAUAAGUCAUUUUACAUCUGUAAGAAAUGAUUGUACAUUCUAAGUUAAUUCGUAUUUAUCAUUAACAGCAGUUUUACUUCCUGUUCUCAAACCUGUGGGGAAUGUGUGAUGCAUUUGUUUUGGUCAUUGAUUAUUUAUUGAUUCUUUUAUCACAGGAAGUUUGAUUUAGUUGAUAAAAGAUGGAGGACAGGUGUUGAGUCACAUGACUUGAUUGUUGUGUUAAUAUGCAGCAUUGUGUGCAAAACAAUGACAAACUGACUUAUGAUAAUAAAAGUUUUAUCAGUAA
Messenger RNA from Platichthys flesus (European flounder), 4405 nucleotides. RefSeq names its product copine IVa (gene cpne4a). Gene Ontology annotation, biological process: cellular response to calcium ion. The record is from RefSeq and is a predicted model, not a curated record. Bases 140 to 1801 code for a protein of 553 amino acids. Gene Ontology annotation, molecular function: calcium-dependent phospholipid binding. Gene Ontology annotation, cellular component: plasma membrane. Lineage: Eukaryota; Metazoa; Chordata; Actinopteri; Pleuronectiformes; Pleuronectidae. The transcript is spliced from 16 exons.